CAAUCAAUCAAUCAAUCAAUCAAUCAAUCAAUCAAUCAAUCAAUCAAUUAAUUAAAGUGUUGUUUGAUCUUAAAGUGGUUUUUAAUUUCAAUUGAUCCAUAAAAUCAAAGUGAUUUCAAAAAAAAAAUAGUUGUCGCCAACCAACCAGUGUUUUAUUGGCCACCAAAUCGGAUACCCGCGUCUAUUUCCGCGUCCACUUUUCAAACCAACCAACUAACCAACCAAUCGUCAUCCAACAACUGCAGUGUUGACACCAAUAAUCUAUCGGGUGAUCAAUCAGUUUCUAUAUAUAUACCCGCUUAAGACAGUUUCAAUUACCGACUCCCCCAGGGGUUGACCACCGAAACUGCCAAUUCAUAUGGCAUACAAAAUGUUUACAAUUGUUCAGUCGUUGCCGUCGUCGUCGUCGUCCUCUGCGACCACAGACCUGAGGAGUCCAUCGUCAUCGUCACAGUCAUCGUCAUCAUCAUCUUCAGUGUCGUCCUCCGCGCCGUUUUUACCGAAAAAGUAUUUACCGAUUAAACCYGUAGACCAAUUGGCUAUCAUUGGUCAGAUCAAAGACUUGAUAGGCGACAGGUAUGGCAUCAAUGGUCCGUUUAAUGUACUGAUGAACAACAAUACGGUUAUUGUUCGGUCAAUGGAUGAACAAAUGAUGGUCAGUACCGAUAAUAAUAACAAUAAUAAUGAUAUCACCGCCGCCGCCGCUGCCAAUAGAUCGACAGAAAUUGGUGUCCAAAUUGAUGACACAGUUAUGAUGACGGAUGAGUCGUUGGUACCACCGAAGCAGCCAACAAUUGAAUUGAUUGAUUUGACUACCGAUAGUGACAACGAUGAUAAUGAUGACGACCUCGACGUCGAUGAUGGCGAGUGUUUGUCGCCCAUUGAUUUGUCCAUCAAAUCUGCGGACAAUGUUGUUAUCACCGAUACAUCUAAUAUCAGUGUUGAAACUAUUGAUCUGUCAAUCGAUGAUCAAAUUGACAACAGUUUGCCACUGGAUUUGACCAUUAAGUCUAUAGACAAUGAUAUUGAGAUGUCAGCUGAUGAUGAUGUUGUUGUUGGCGUUGUUGUCGCUGACACUGAUCCGAACCAAUUGAUUGGCGAAACUAUUGCCAACCAUUUGCCGCUCAAGAAACGGCGUAUAGUUUGGGAAAGUCCUGAACCCCAAUCAAAAUCAUCGCUCACUUCAGCUGAUGAUGAUGAUGUAGUGUCAGCCGAUUCAAUGGACAUUGAUGUCGGCGACGACAGUUCAAUGGUGGAUGAUAUGGACGGCCAGUCGUCAAGUCAAGACACAACUGGCAGUGGCCAACCAAUCGAGAUGUCUGCCGCAGUUGUUGUCGAUUCUGGCUAUGACUCGGGCAAUACAUCAGUUGCCGAUAGUUUUGCUUAUCAAUCGCCAAUCAAUAACCAAUACAAAGGCCGCCGCCGACUAAUGGGUCGUAACGUAUGGAAAAGUCCUAAACACAGACCAGUAUCGACCAAUUCAAUGGACAUUCAACAAGCAGUGGACAACAGUGAUGUUGUUGCUGAUGAUGACGAUGAUGUGAAUUGUGGUGAUAAUGAUUGUCAGUCAACAACUCCAUACAAUAUAACUGAUGGCCAACCUAUGGACACCAUUAGUCAUCAAUCGACUGGAACUACUAGUAGUGGUGGUAUAGUUGAAGUAGACAACAACAACAACAACAACCCUACCCGUAGUUAUGUUGUCCUCAGUAGUGACAAAUUACAAGCUUUUGAACGACUUGGUCUAUGUCUCAAAGGUAUCAACUUUUCGAAACCAAUGGCCAAUGAAGGUAUGGUUUUGAGGAAUAAAAAACGAUUAUUACCUUCGAUGGCCACCUCCUCUUCCUCAGCAUCCGCUACCAGUAGUAGUAGUGGACACCAAUGAUAGCUGUGACCAAUCAAUCGGUUCCCGAGUUAUAAUUGUUUGCCAUUAUUAUAGC
This is a messenger RNA of Oppia nitens, 1940 nucleotides long. Its product is annotated as dentin sialophosphoprotein-like. The record is from RefSeq and is a predicted model, not a curated record. Lineage: Eukaryota; Metazoa; Arthropoda; Arachnida; Sarcoptiformes; Oppiidae. Bases 359 to 1885 code for a protein of 508 amino acids. The transcript has 8 exons.